AUGGAUGCUUCCUUGAAAGCAGUGGUGGGCAAGUUUCAGUCAUGGAUGGUCGAUGCCUUUGGCGGAUCUGGCGACCCACAGCUGCCGGACGCUGUCGAGAUCUGCCCCUCAGUUGAGUUGAGCGACUACUUCCAGUCACACUUCGGGGACAACUCGGAAGCCCUCACAACCAUCUUCAAGAGCGUCAUGCACAGAGUGGAGCAAGUUGACCCCACAUUCACAUAUUCCCGCAAGCCUGUUGCAACCAAUGUCCCUGAUGUACCAGAGCUUGGAGAAUCCCUAGAGUUGAAUUUGAUGCCAUGGCAUCUGAGCUUCGACCCCAGCUUGUCUCUGAAGGGCAAGUCCAAAAUGGUGUACAUCAAGACCUGUGUCACUGACUUCCUGGAGCGGCCCUACAACUCGAUGGAGAACCCGAUACACGUGUUCUUUCCGAAAAAGUGCAACACACCCGGGCAGGCCAUUCAGAGCUACGGAGUGGGACAUGGCAUCGGGUUUGCCAAGAGCCUUGCCAUCAAGAUGCUCCUGCUGGGUGUGGUUCAGAUGCAGCUGUCCGACGCAGAGCUCAAGGUCAUCGCUCCGCAGCUGAAGGCAUUGUUCAGCUUCCGCUGCCUCUACAAGACUUUGGGGGACGAGAAGCAGGACCGCAUCCAGUGCCUGAAGGACAAGUUUGGCGAGGCUGCCCGGCCGCGGCCAGAUUGCAUCCAAGUCUGCACCAUUUUGCAGGCCCAGGCCAGGGAGGAAGGUGCGCAGUGGGAGCAUGCUGCAGCUCGCAUGAUCUCUGAAUUCAACAAGGGUAGCACCAACGAAGUCAAGCAACUUUCAGACUUGGAGAUGUGCAUCGUGAAAGUCCUGCCAUCGAUUGAGGAGGACACCCUCAAGAUGAUCGACUACCAUUGGCAGAACCAUGCCAUAAAGACCAGCGCCUUGCCAUACAAAGUGCUGGCCACUGACGCAUUCAUGAGUGGGUCAAAGCCAAAGCCAAGCCAGGACUCCAAGCUUUGGCGUGACAUCCUCAGCUUGAGCAACGAGAAGCGGCACUGGUACAUCACACGCAAGAUCAGGCUCUACCUCUUCAAGAUUGCGGAUGCGAAGCGGCUGAGGAGGAAGGUCAGCCCAAACAGCAUCCGUGACGAGAGGGACAACGACAGUGCUUGGGCAAUCGCUUGCAUUUUCACGCAUUUCCAAGAGGCCUGGAGCGGCCUUGUCACUCAGAGCUCCUUGCAGCGCCUCCAGGACAACUUCUGCCGGGGAUACCUUGACACUGAGCUGCUUGAGAAGUACCGCCUGAUGAACCCCAGUCUUGCUGCCACGAGCUUCCGGUUCUUGGCGGAAGUCGGCUACCAGGUCGAGCUUGCCGCUGACCUGCAAAAGGCCGAGCUCGCCCAGACCAAGGCGCGCCUGCUGAAGGAGCAGCGGCAGUGGAUGCAGUUCAACGAGUCUUUGGAGGAGUUCAAGCUGGCCACCGUUGGGAUGAAGCAGGAGCACGUGGACAAGCAACGUGAUGUGCAGCGAGCGGCCAUAGAAGACUUUGCAGACCUCUUCUUCCCCGUGAGGGACCUAGCAGAGAUCUCGCAUGGCCUCACCUUUGCGGAGGCCAGCAUCCACAAGUGCUGCGGCAAGAUGUCGGCGCCGCAGGAAGCAGUCUUCAAGGUGUAUUGGCUGAACUCCGCAGUGCUGGGCUAUGAUGCAGUGCUUGGAGUCUCCGAGGCCGUUGCAGAGUACGCAAGCCAUGUGGCAAGCAGCCCAGCGAGCUCGUGCAUUCUGGUUGCCGCUCCAACAGCAGGCGCUUGGGGGAGCAAGUACCAUGAGACUGCAAUCGUUGAGGCCACAGAGAAGGUGCGCCAGUUGCUGCAGCACAGCGAGCGCAGGCUGCUGGUUCGGGAGGUGUGCCUGCCCUUCCAAGUUGACAGCAUCCAGGCACAGUCAAAGCGGCCAGGAAUGCACAAAAUUUUCCUUUGCGUUUCUGACCAGUGUGAUGCAUCCGGCCAGCCGGUCUCCAAGUUCACGCAGUCCCAGCUUUGGAAGAGACAGAUUGUGGCUGGGAGCAUCAAGGUCCCGAUGGCUGCAGUGAAGCAGAUGGUUGACCCGCGGAGGAGCUUCGUGGGUGCGUCUGGGCUGGCAGACAACUUGAGCAAGCCGUCGCGGAGGAAGCAGUGGCUUGCUGGCUGGCAAGUAACCGCUGCCCUGCAGGAAGCCUUGUGGUCUGGCAUGGGCCAAGUGCUUCCCAAGGCAAGCAUGGCUGCUUGGGUGGACGUUUUCAUGUACGACCAUUUUGCAGCCGAGGGCCUGAUGCGGGCAAUGGACAACCCGGCCAGUCCCGACAUGAUGUACAUUGGGCUGGUGUGGGCUGACAUGAGCUCCCGUGAUCCCUCCAACUCUGGCGCCCAGCGAACCUCCGCAGAGGUCGGUCAAGACAACGCGAAGAUCUGCAAAUGGGUGAGGAAGCAGAUUCGCCGAAAGCUGCAGGGCUAUGCCACUGAAGGGGCGUUGAGUGUACCUGGCUGGGAGCCCAUCACCGGGUUUCAGGAGACACGGGCUGUCCCACAAGUGACAGAAGCCGACUUCACACUGACCUACCCGGCAGCUUCCAACUUGCUUCCUCUGCGCAGCUGCAUCUUGGAGACUCUUGCCAACAAGUUCACUCACGGUGAUGCGGCAGCGGCUUGGGCAGAGCUGGUCAGUGAACACAAUGCUGUUUGGAACCCUUCUGGCACCCCCCAUGAGGAAACCAAAAAGCGAGCGGCGUCAGAGGAGGCAAGUGGCCACCACCCCAACAAGAAGGCCAAGGUGUUGGAGUCCAAGGCAGGGCAGCCAGCCUCUCUGGAGGAGCUCAUUGCGCAGAAGGGCGCUGUGGUUGACUUGACAGAGACGGUGUCCAACGCCCAUCUCUUCUUCACAGAUGAUGGGGAAAUCUGGGCUCUGGCUGACUCUGACACCACCUUGUCUGACCGUGGCCCGCCUCUGGCUCUCGUGUACGGGACGUUCAAGCUCAACGAGGAAGCAAGCACGGCAUCCAAGAAGAGCUCCUGCUUCCGUGCCACCUUCAACAGCGACACUGAGGAAGCGGUUUUCCGCAAGGCAGCCGACUCCGCCAAAGAAUGCAAGCUGCGGACAUUGCGCAGCUGGCUCAAUGAGCAGGAGCAGCUUGGCUGUGACAUCCAGGCAGUGGAGUUUGCCUGCCACUCCCUGAAGCCAGGCUCGGAGAAGGACAGCGCCGGGGACACCACAGGGCGGGUCUAUGAGGUUCAGGUGACGGACCCCUGUGUGUUCCUCCCUUCACGCACGCCGCGCAAGGUUGGGAGCGCAAAGGCCCCUGACUGGGAGGAUGCUGGAAGCUUGUCUGUCAGUGGCCAAGCCACGAAGAACUGGAAUCUUGAAGAAGGUACGCAUAAUUCAGGCAACCUUUCACUGAAGCACCGCUGGCUGUACAGUGACGGAGAGCAGGGGCAAACAUGCAACCCUGAGAAGCCUGGCUUGUUCCCGAGUGUGCCGUUGCAGCUGAAGCAGGGCAUUCUGGUGCAGCUUGCGUGA
Molecule: messenger RNA, 3531 nt
Organism: Effrenium voratum
Lineage: Eukaryota; Dinophyceae; Suessiales; Symbiodiniaceae
Source: the annotation of a GenBank genome assembly